Acaulospora morrowiae is the source of this 519-nucleotide messenger RNA. The record is from the annotation of a GenBank genome assembly. Lineage: Eukaryota; Fungi; Glomeromycota; Glomeromycetes; Diversisporales; Acaulosporaceae.
AUGUACCUAAAAUCAACUCAUUCUCAGCUGGUCGAUGGUGGUCAUCAAUGGGAGAUAACAUUGUUUUGCCACACCGAGGCUAACAGUAUAAUUCAUGUGGACAUCUUACCAAAAUCCAAGAGUUCAAAGGUGGUGCCCAAUGAUGCUAAGCCUGCACCCACGGCGUAUACUAUGACUUACACCACCAGCUCUCGACAGGAAGUUCCACCCGUAAAAUUUACGGCUACAAUAACAUUGAAAAACAAUGAGAAAAAGGUGGUUAGCGUACCGGCCAACAUGGCUACAGAUAGAAAGCGGCGAAAGGCAGAUGGAUUGACCGACGACGAAGAUGGUUCGGACGACAGAACUGGCGAUAAUACGGAUGGUUUUGCAACAGAGAAGCCAAUUAUUCCACAAGAAGAGCCAAUCAAAAGAAAGAGAGGUUUUUGUGCAGUGCUUUGUACUGGCAAAUCAUCAUCGAAAGAGUUAUCGGAGAAGGAUGCAGAGAACGCGCCUGGAUGUUGCUGCGUGAUUAUGUAA